AUGUCCCAAACCGCGACCGCAACCUGCUUCUGCGGCACUGUCCAGCUCGAGCUGCCCGUCGCAGGUCCUGACAUGAUCUCCUCAUUCGUCUGCCACUGCAGCGAUUGCCGCAAGAUCACAGCCUCCAUGUUCGCAUCCAACUUCAUCGUCAACAACUCCGCUCUCAAGCACCUCAAAGGAGAAGACAAGCUUUCCCAAUACUCCCGCUCCGACACCAUUGCCUCGGGAAACACAAUGACCAACUACUUCUGCUCCAACUGCGGCACAUUGAUGUACAGAAGAAGCUCAGGCUGGCCUGGCAAGUCUGUCACUCGCAUCGGCACGGUGGAUGACUUUGAGCUGCACGAGACGAAGCUUAUGCCUCAGGUCGAGCAGUUUUGCAAAGACCGUGUGGCUUGGAUCAAGGGUGUUGAUGGGGUCGCCGAGACGGAUCAGAAGCAGUAUCCUUUCAAGGUGUAA
Messenger RNA from Aureobasidium pullulans EXF-150, 459 nucleotides. RefSeq lists its product as uncharacterized. Bases 1 to 459 code for a protein of 152 amino acids. The transcript is spliced from 2 exons. Gene Ontology annotation, molecular function: carbon-sulfur lyase activity. NCBI's taxonomy places the organism in Eukaryota, Fungi, Ascomycota, Dothideomycetes, Dothideales, Saccotheciaceae. The record is from RefSeq and is a predicted model, not a curated record.